AUGAAAGAAAAAGCCGAGAGCAAAAAUAUGAAUAGUAAGAAAAUUGAUGUGAUAACCUUUAAACGUGAACUUAAGAUGGACUUGCGAAAAGAAAUUGAGGAAUCACAGUGUCGAGCAGUAUUUGUCGAUCGCUUUAAUCGAGAUAAGGCUAUAGUGUCAUUGAAGAGUGCACAGAGAAGGUUGAAGCUGAAUGUUUCUACAUUUCCGGAAGGCACCAGAAAUCAUGGUAAUAGAAUGAUUGAAUUCAAAAAAGACGCUUUCAACUUAUCUGUUUUUGUAACUCUUUCAUUCUUAUGCAAACGAAUAUGGUUAUAG
Loa loa (African eye worm) is the source of this 315-nucleotide messenger RNA. RefSeq lists its product as hypothetical. The record is from RefSeq and is a predicted model, not a curated record. The transcript is spliced from 3 exons. The coding region runs from base 1 to 315 and encodes 104 amino acids. Gene Ontology annotation, molecular function: acyltransferase activity. Lineage: Eukaryota; Metazoa; Nematoda; Chromadorea; Rhabditida; Onchocercidae.